GUCGUUGACAGCGGCUCUGCAACCACUUGCGCGUCGCGUUUUUUUCUUUAAAAUAUUUAUAAAUUUCUAACCGUGUCACCUUGAAAGGGCUUAAUAAUGCAAUUUGCGCGUCAGUAGCAUAUAUUUAAGACCAGUGGGUGCUUAUCGCUGCUACAGAACACCCUUAUCUGUACAACGCUACCAACCGAUUCUCACCGCACCCGCAUUGUUUACUUGUCCACCUCCCCUCUUCCAAACGACAACGACAAUCUACAACCACCAACAUGUCUACUCCUCCCGUACCAUUCAACCGAUUGAAGCAGAUCGCCACCGACGUGUGCGAUAGUGCCAUCGGAAAUGCAGAAUUCUAUGACCAUGCCAAGACAGAACAAUGGAACUCAACAAUUAUUAGCUCCAUGCUCAAGGCUGUGAUCUCCGAGUCAACCCCCCAAGGCUCAUCGACGCCUGCUUUCAAGUACGCCUGCAACAGCACCAUUGUUCAACAUCUCGUUCCCACAUCAUCCCUCAACAAGGCUCGCGCCGGAGCCGACGCCAAGGAGGAGAAGCCGCACAUCACGACAAGUUCCGAAGCGACCGCUACAGACGGAAAGCCCCAUGUUGGCCGACGUGGAAUGCACAGCGCUACUGGCGCGUACUGGGACGAGAAAAAAGACGGCAUGUGGACAUUCAAGUACGAUGGCGGCGAGGGCAAGGGCAUGGACGUUGUUAUCAUGCUAAUCUGGGUGGCCGUUUAAGCUUGUCUAAAUUUGAUGGUAUUUAAAUUGUAUUGAUUGAGAUUACACGUGUUGAGCUGUCGCUGGUAUAAUCGGCUGAGCUUGCGUUUUAUAUAUUUGACGGGUUUGCAUGAAACGGCCACCGCUGGUGUGGCCACUGGUCAUAUAUGUUUAUUUUGUGUCUACAGAAAUCGAAACUUUUAUGCCAGCUGGCAAGUGUCAAAUGCCUAUCAAACAUUGAGAGCAACAUGUAGUCGAGUUUCUAGCAAACAUGUAGAAAUUCGUGCCAAUUGGCCGCUACCGGCGAGUCUUUACUGUUUACAUUGCUAGCUACUUGGGCUUUCCGUUUUACAAAUCUUCUCUCAUGAUUCAUUGGGGUACAUAUCUGUCUGUGGGUUUCUCUGAUUUGAACGAGGCCUGAAAUGGGUGAGUAUAGCCUCCCUUAGGAUUUUAUAGCCGGCGAUGGAAGUUAAGAUUCAUGUGUUUUGUUCUUCGAUUUGUAGCAUUCGCUAGGAGAGCAUCGGCAGUUGAAUUAAGUCUUUAGAUAAAUAUUGUAUUAAUUAUAUUGUGU
Messenger RNA from [Torrubiella] hemipterigena, 1284 nucleotides. NCBI's taxonomy places the organism in Eukaryota, Fungi, Ascomycota, Sordariomycetes, Hypocreales, Clavicipitaceae. The record is from the annotation of a GenBank genome assembly.